AUGCUCGUCGUCAAGGACAAUCGUGCCGUUUCGCUCCAAGACCUCACCGCGGCCGUCACGUGCUUCCCUCACCUCUCGCAUGUGCAUCUGAGCGACAACAGCGUGGAGAGCAUCGACGACGCCUUCCUCGCUCACCUCGCCGCUGCAUGCCCUAAGCUGGUGUCGCUCCACGUGGGCAAGGAGAUCAUGAAAAUCUGGGACUGGGAAAGGGAGCGCGAGCAUCCGGUGACCGAGGCUGGUUUGGACCGUUUCCUGCGUCGCUGCACUCAACUGCAGCACCUCUCGCUCUACUGCCUGCAUCGAUUUGGGAGGCUGCCUGCGUCCCUCUCGCUCCUCACGGACCUGCACACUCUGGCUGUGACCCACAGCGCAGCGCUAGAAGCGCCGGGAUUCACCAACCUGUCGUCUCUCGCCACUCUCUCCGUGGACAAGUCGGAUCAGGAGGAGCUGGAUCUCUCCAGCCUCGUGCACCUGCCCGCCUUCGCCAACCUCUCCCUGUGCGGCGAGACGGAGCUCGUUCUCGAAGGCGAGGACGCGUAUCCCGUCUCGUUUGCCCACAUACCUUUCCUUGAGUCGCUGGAAUUCAACUACAGCACUCCGCGCCUACCUGAAAGCUUUGGAAGGCUGCCCGUUUUGAGAGAGUUGUCGCUGCAGCAAGUGCUCAUCUCAGGUCUGCCGGACUCUUUCUCUCAGCUCUCAACGCUGGAGGUCUUGAAUCUGGUUGACUGCCGUGCAAUGGUGGCGUUGCCUGCAAGGUUCGGCAGCCUCCACGCACUCAAGUCCCUCUGCAUCGCCAACUCGCCGAAGCUGUGUCUUCCGGAAGACAUUGGAGGGCUCACCGACCUUCACACUCUCCGAGUGACUCUAAAUCGCGUACAAGAGCUGCUGCCGUGCUCGUUCACACAGCUGAAAUCACUGACAAGGCUCGAGCUCACCCAGUGUGGCAUGUUAAAGGAGCUCCCAGAGGGCGUGGGGUGGCUGAGUAACUUAUGCGAGCUAAGCAUCCGGGCAUGCCCCAAGAUCCGGAAGCUUCCUGAGACUGUUACUAACCUUGCAAGCCUUGAGGUUCUGAGAGUUGAAGGCUGCAGCAGGCUCUCUUUCAUUCCCGGGAGUUUGAGCGCCCUUGGAAGGCUGAAGGAGUUGGCCAUCGGCAAGUGCGCGCAGCUGCCAGAGGUCUGCAAAUCCCUCCCACCGUCGCUUGAGACGCUCAGUUUGGGGAGCGUCCAGCGGCUCACCCCUCUCAUAGAGCUUCCUGCGCUGACAAGGCUGAGGUGUAUAAGCUUGACUGGUGUUGCCCUGGUGCGUGGGUUGGUGGCUACCGUGAGUUUGACCUCCCUUGAGCACAUGGAGCUGGCUCUGGCAGGCGAGGCAGAGGAGCUCCCACUCUCCCUGGCGUUCUGCCCUAACCUCCGCACGCUGACCAUUCGAAGUGCUGCACGCAUGAAGACGCUUCCGCAUGCUUUUGGAUCGGCCUUGCAGCAGCUGAGGCAGCUGCGCAUAGAGCAGGCUGCGGAACUGAGAGGGCUGCCAGAGACGGUCAGUCAGAUGCACUGCCUGACCUCCUUGGAAGCCCAUGCACCCAAGCUGGCUUCCCUUCCAGACAGCAUUGGUGCCUUAUCCCGGCUGCGCCAGCUGAACCUGGCCCACUGCUCAUCCCUCACCCGCCUCCCUGCUUCCCUCACCCGCCUCUCCUGCCUCCACAAGCUCAACCUUGGCUUCACCGCCAUACGCUCCCUGCCUUGCAAUUUCGCCCAGCUGAGUCGCCUGAAGGCUCUUGACCUGGAAUCGUGCACGCACCUCGAGUCUCUGCCAGACGAUUUCACCCAGCUCCAGAUGCUGCAUAGCCUGAACGCUAAUAGGUGUGACAAACUGAUUGGCAGUAGAGGGUGCCUAAAUGUUGAAGGUGUUCCAGACAUGUAUGGGCUGUACGUGGCCUGA
Messenger RNA from Closterium sp. Naga37s-1, 1938 nucleotides. The record is from the annotation of a GenBank genome assembly. NCBI's taxonomy places the organism in Eukaryota, Viridiplantae, Streptophyta, Zygnematophyceae, Desmidiales, Closteriaceae.